Messenger RNA from Magnolia sinica, 2036 nucleotides. RefSeq names its product pollen receptor-like kinase 4. The transcript is spliced from 3 exons. Gene Ontology annotation, molecular function: protein binding; ATP binding; protein kinase activity. NCBI's taxonomy places the organism in Eukaryota, Viridiplantae, Streptophyta, Magnoliopsida, Magnoliales, Magnoliaceae. The record is from RefSeq and is a predicted model, not a curated record. Gene Ontology annotation, biological process: protein phosphorylation. The coding region runs from base 123 to 2036 and encodes 637 amino acids.
UUCUCCACGCCUUCCCUUUGUCAUCUCUCUCCAUCUCUCCUCAAAUUCCCUCUCUCACCCUCACCCCCUCCUCCCACUAAACUGCGCACGUUGCACCCUCUACCUAGACUGCGCACCUCGCCAUGGCCCGAGCCACCCACCUCGCCCUCCUCACAAUCUUCCUACACAUACUAACAUCGCCGCAUGCAGCCACAGCAGCAGACUCCGACGUUCUCCUCAAUUUCAAGAAAUCGAUCGGCAACAACGCCGUACUCAGCAGCUGGACCCAAGGUUCGAGCCCAUGCAAGCCCGACGGCACUGCCAACUGGCUCGGCGUCCUUUGCAAAAACGAGACAGUGAGGGGUCUGCAGCUUCAGAACAUGGGCCUAACGGGCCGUAUAGACAUCGACGUGUUGAUGGGCUUGCCGAACCUACGGACCUUGAGCUUCAUGAACAAUAGCUUCGGCGGUCUGAUGCCGAACGUUGGGAAACUUAACAAUUUGAAGUCGAUGUUUCUAUCGGGUAACCGCUUCUCGGGUGAAAUACCGAAGAAUGCAUUCGAAGGGAUGGUGAUGUUGAAGAAGGUGUAUCUGUCGCGGAACGGGUUUUCGGGUCCGAUACCCGAUUCACUUGUUGGGUUGACAAGGCUUAUUGAGCUUGGGUUGGAGGAGAAUCAAUUUACAGGGACGAUACCGAAUUUCCAGCAACGAGAAUGGAAAUCGAUGAAUUUCUCUUACAAUAAAUUGGAGGGUCAGAUUCCGGUGGGCCUCAGAAAGAUCGAUAGCAGUUCUUUUGCUGGCAACAAAGCUCUAUGCGGCGAGCCGAUGGAUACCCCAUGCAAGAAGUCCAAGAAGCUGUCGAUGACCCUCUUGAUAGUCCUUAUUUUGAUCGCCACAACGGUCGUGCUGGCAAUCGUCGGAACAAUCUUCAUCUUGGUCCGUCAACGACAUGGGCGGUCACGAUCGUCCGAGAUCCAAUCAUCCAACCAGAAGAAGGUCACAUCCUAUGGUGGAGAUCCGCCGGACUAUGGGUCACCGGACUAUUCAGGCCACGACGACAAGAAAGCUGGGAAAGACUAUGGCCAAGGAAACCUAGUGUUUCUGAGGGAAGAUAGAGAGAAAUUCGGAUUGCAAGACUUGCUGAGGGCCUCAGCUCAAGUGCUAGGGAAUGGGAGCUUUGGGUCUGCUUAUAAGGCCGUUCUCUUGAGUGGGCCAGCUGUGGUGGUUAAAAGGUUUAGAGAGAUGAACGGUGUAGGGAAAGAGGAGUUUCAAGAUCACAUGAGAAGGCUGGGGAAGUUGAGACACCCUAACUUGCUUCCUUUAGUGGCCUUUUACUAUAAGAAAGAGGAGAAGCUGUUGGUGUCUGACCACAUUGCUAAUGGGAACUUGGUGCAACUACUUCAUAGCAACCGGAGCCAGGGCCGCAGGAUACUCGACUGGCCCACCCGAUUGAAGAUCAUCAAAGGAGUGGCCAGGGGCAUGGCCCACCUCUACAAUGAGCUUCCUAACCUAACACUACCACACGGCCACCUCAAGUCCUCCAACGUACUACUCGACGAGUCCUACGAACCGUUGAUCGCCGACUACGCCCUCGCGCCUAUGAUGAACAAAGAUCAAGCCAAGCAGCUGAUGGUCGCCUACCAGUCGCCUGAGUGCGUCAGAUAUGGCCACGUCACUAAGCAGAGUGAUGUCUGGUGUCUGGGGAUACUGAUACUGGAGAUCUUGACCGGCAAGUUCCCGGGGAAUUACAACCGGCAGAAGGGCGGCGGUACGGAUCUGGCCAGUUGGGUCAACUCAGUGGUGAGGGAGGAGUGGACUGGAGAAGUUUUCGACGGUGAGAUGCAGGGAACCAAGAACGGUGAAGGGGAGAUGCUGAAGCUGCUGCAGGUUGGAUUGGGUUGUUGUGAGAGGGAUGUUGAGAAGAGAUGGGGAUUGAUCCAAGCCGUUGAAAGGAUUGAAGAAUUGAAAGAGAGGGAGAAUGAGGAAUACUCUUCAUUUGGUAGUGAGGGAGAGAUGUAUUCUUCCAGAGAUGAGUUCUCUUUCUCCAUGAACGUCUAA